AUGCAUAUCUUUAGAAAUUUGUAUUUCCUUGGGCUUCUUGUUCCUCUCGUUUCGUCUAUUCCAAUCGACCAGUCCCAGACGCAGGCGUCCAACAAGGUUGAGAGAGACUACAUUAUAGUCUUAAAAAACAAUAUUAGCAAAAGAGAAUUACUCUCCCAUACAGUGUGGGCCAGAGAAAUAAACGCUAAAUUUCUCAGAAAGAGGCAGGAUUCAGGGUUGGUGCAGGGAAUAGAACCAGCCGGUGUCAAGAAGGUCUUCGAUAUCCACAAAUUCAAAGCAUAUUCGGGAACUUUUGAUUCAGAAACUCUGAAUGAGAUUAAUAAACACAAACAAGUUGAUUAUAUAGAAAAAGCCAGCCCGAUAUUUUUGAAUGAGUUCAAAACCGAUCUGACCGAUGAAUGGGGUCUCUCAGGCAUCUCCCAUAAGGUCCCGCAGUUUCCCACCGAACUCAACGGAACCUACCGUUAUGACGAUAGUGCAGGUGAAGGGAUGUUUGCCUAUGUUAUAGAUAGCGGCGUAAAUAUUGCACAUAAGGAUUUCGAGGGAAGGGCAGAAAUUGGGUACGACGCUUUACAUCCGGAUUCGAAGACACAUAACGACACGCAUGGCCAUGGCACACAUACCGCGGGAACCAUUGCCAGCAAAACCUACGGUGUUGCAAAAAAGGCUAGAGUGAUUAGUGUCAAGGUUAUUGAUAGAGUAGAAUAUAAGCGUAAUACAUCCGCUGAUUUGUUGGAUGGAAUCAAUUGGGCAGCGAACGAUAUUGUAAAGAAGAAUCGCCAGAAUUUUGCGGUUAUCAAUCUGAGCAUGGCGAUAUCGUAUAGUAGAGCAAUUAAUGAUGCUAUUGAUAACGCCUAUAAAUUGGGGGUUCUGUCUAUUGUUGCUGCUGGAAACAAUAAUAUGAAUGUUAAAGAAGAAAAUUCGAGCCCUACUAUGGCCUCCAAAGCAUUCGUUGUCGGUGCUAUCGGUGCCAACAAUCGUAGAUGGAUUGAUAACGAUAGGAUUGGCUCUAACUACGGCGACAUGGUUGAUAUUAUGGCUCCUGGAGAAAAUAUAAUGUCCCUUGGAAUUGGGAAUAAUAUCGAUGCUACGAGCCUCAAAUCGGGGACAUCAAUGGCUGCGCCGCACGUCGCAGGACUGGCUUGCUACUUGAGAAGAUUGGAGGGAUUGAAAAGCCCAGAGGAGGUAACUUCCAGGCUUCUCCAACUUGCACAGAAGGAUGUGCUAGACGGUGCAUCGCUGAAAGGCAGUCCGAAUUUAUUAGCAUAUAACGGUAAUGGUUUAUAA
This is a messenger RNA of Orbilia oligospora ATCC 24927, 1287 nucleotides long. RefSeq lists its product as uncharacterized. Lineage: Eukaryota; Fungi; Ascomycota; Orbiliomycetes; Orbiliales; Orbiliaceae. The transcript has 5 exons. Gene Ontology annotation, biological process: proteolysis. The record is from RefSeq and is a predicted model, not a curated record. Bases 1 to 1287 code for a protein of 428 amino acids. Gene Ontology annotation, molecular function: serine-type endopeptidase activity.